AUGACGUUCACCAGUGACGAAAUACAGCAAACUGAGAAACCUCAGACCAUUCAGCAAACUCUUCAAAGGACACUGCAGUAUUUUGAGCAUCAAGUUAUUGGUUACAGGGAUGCGGAGAAGAAUUUUCACAAUAUAUCAAACAGAUGCUCCUAUACAGACCGCUCUGGCAAUGAAGAAACUGAAGAUGUCUCAGGAAUUCUCCAGUGUACAGCUAAUGUUCUCGGUUUGAAGUUUGAGGAAAUGCAAGAAAAGUUUGGGGAGGAAUUCUUCAAUAUCUGCUUUGAUGAGAAUGAAAGAGUUCUUCGAGCUGUAGGUGGGACCCUUCAAGACUUCUUCAAUGGCUUUGAUGCUUUGCUGGAGCACAUUAGAACUUCAUUUGGAAGACAGGCCACCCUGGAAUCCCCUUCUUUCCUAUGCAAAGAGCUCCCUGAAGGCAAUCUCAUGCUUCAUUACUUUCACCCACAUCAGAUUGUGGGAUUUGCAAUGAUGGGAAUGAUAAAGGCAGCAGCAAAGAAGAUUUACCGCUUGGAAGUGGAAGUAGAACAGGUCGCUAAUGAUAAGUUGUGUGCAGAGGGGACGAACCCAGGUAACUGCAGCUGUCUGACUUUCCUUAUCAAAGAACAUGAAAAUGCAAAUAUCACAAAAGCACUUCCACCGGGAACUUCCCAGUCCCCCUUAGACCUGAGGAUUAGCAUCAGCACCUUCUGCAGAGCUUUCCCCUUUCACCUGAUGUUUGAUCCAAACAUGCUGAUUCUCCAGCUUGGAGAAGGUCUUAGGAAGCAGCUCAGAUGUGACGCUCAUAAAACUCUGAAAUUCCAAGAGUGCUUUGACAUAGUUUCUCCUAAAAUCAGUGCCACAUUUGAACGAGUUCUCCUGAGAUUAUCUACUCCCUUUGUCAUUCGGACCAAACUUGAGGAUUCUGGCUCUGAAAAUAAAGAUAAGGUAAUGGAAAUUAAAGGACAAAUGAUUCAUGUGCCAGAAUCAAAUUCCAUUUUGUUUCUGGGUUCCCCCUGUGUGGACAAGCUGGAUGAACUGAUGGGCCGAGGCCUCCAUCUUUCAGACAUACCUAUCCAUGAUGCUACUCGUGAUGUCAUAUUGGUUGGGGAGCAAGCAAAGGCCCAGGAUGGCUUGAAAAAACGAAUGGAUAAACUGAAGGCAACACUAGAAUGCACACACCAAGCCCUGGAAGAGGAGAAAAAGAAAACAGUAGAUCUCCUUAUUUCUAUUUUCCCUGAAGAAGUGGCUCAGCAGUUGUGGCAGGGGCAGCAGGUUCAGGCCAGGAAGUUUGAUGAUGUUACCAUGCUUUUCUCGGACAUUGUUGGCUUCACUGCCAUCUGUGCGCAGUGCACGCCCAUGCAGGUCAUCAGCAUGCUGAACGAACUCUACACACGGUUUGACCAUCAGUGUGGAUUCCUGGACAUCUACAAGGUGGAAACAAUAGGUGAUGCAUACUGCGUUGCGGCAGGGCUCCAUAAGAAGAGUCUUAGUCAUGCUAAAGCCAUUGCCCUGAUGGCACUGAAGAUGAUGGAGCUUUCAGAAGAGGUUCUCACUCCAGAUGGGAGCCCUAUUAAGAUGAGGAUAGGCAUUCACUCAGGAUCAGUGCUGGCUGGUGUCGUUGGUGUAAGAAUGCCACGUUAUUGUCUCUUUGGGAACAAUGUCACCCUUGCAAGCAAGUUCGAGUCAGGAAGUCAUCCACGCCGCAUCAAUGUCAGUCCAACCACAUACCAGCUUUUGAAAAAGGAAGAAAAUUUUAUUUUUAUCCCUCGUUCCCGUGAAGAGCUUCCAGAAAACUUUCCAAAGGAAAUUCCUGGGAUCUGUUACUUCCUCGAGGUCAGAAGUGGUCAGAAGCCGCCAAAACCCUCCAUCACAUCUGCCAGAGUGAGAAAGGUUUCUUACAACAUUGGUACCAUGUUCCUCCGGGAGACUAGCCUAUGAGGCCUGCUGCAGAUCAAAGACUUGUCAAAAAAGCACAAGCCCAGAACUGGGUCAUGACAGGGGAGUUGGAGGUUCUUUCUAUUUCACUGCCUUGUUCUGAACAAGCAGUAAAAGCUCCAUGUAAUGUCAGGCAAUAAUAAUUUUAAAAGGUGGGUGACUGCUGUCAGUAAACAAGUGGAGAUAGGGGAAAAAAAAUUAAACAACGUACUUCCACUUCCAGAGGAAUUUCUUUCAUACACUUCAGUCUGGCCCCUCUAUGACAAACAAAAACAAACAAAACAAAA
Molecule: messenger RNA, 2219 nt
Organism: Pygoscelis adeliae (Adelie penguin)
Lineage: Eukaryota; Metazoa; Chordata; Aves; Sphenisciformes; Spheniscidae
Gene: GUCY1A2
Product: guanylate cyclase 1, soluble, alpha 2
Exons: 8
Coding region: 1-1935 (644 amino acids)
Biological process (GO): response to oxygen levels; cGMP biosynthetic process
Cellular component (GO): guanylate cyclase complex, soluble
Molecular function (GO): heme binding; guanylate cyclase activity
Source: RefSeq, a predicted model, not a curated record